This is a messenger RNA of Cylicocyclus nassatus, 345 nucleotides long. NCBI's taxonomy places the organism in Eukaryota, Metazoa, Nematoda, Chromadorea, Rhabditida, Strongylidae. The record is from the annotation of a GenBank genome assembly.
AUGGCUUUCCUGGUAGUGAAUGACGAUUCCAAGCUAUCGAUUUCCUUAAAUGUGAAGCAGUUCAAGCCAGAAGAACUGUCAGUAAAUCUGAAUGGAAGAACGCUCAAGAUCGAAGGCAAGCAGGAGAUCAAGGAAAAGAAUGGCUACACCGUGAGAACUUUUGUUCGACAAUGGACGCUUCCUAAAAAAGUUGAUGUGAAACAGCUAAAAUCUACCUUUACCGAAGACGGUUACCUUGCCGUUGAAGCACCAAAGAUAUCGAGAAAGUCCCCUACCUCAAGGAUCAUCGAGAUCCAGAAAGCAAUGCCACCUGUGAAGGAGAAUGAAGAGGUGAAGAAACCAUAA